Messenger RNA from Spirometra erinaceieuropaei, 687 nucleotides. The record is from the annotation of a GenBank genome assembly. NCBI's taxonomy places the organism in Eukaryota, Metazoa, Platyhelminthes, Cestoda, Diphyllobothriidea, Diphyllobothriidae.
AUGUGUCCUCGAUAUCAACGGAUAUUCCGGGCUCGAAUCGGACUUGUUGGACAUCUUCUGAUUAACUGUAACUCUCGAACUGCACCAAACUUCAUCCCCCAGCCAUCCUCUUCCUCCUCCUCUCCGCCGCCAACUAACACUGACAAUUCUUCUGACGCACCACUUCCAUCCUCCUCCUCCUCCGCCUCCUUCGCCUCCUCCUCAUCCUCCUCAUCCUCCUCCUCCUCCUCCUCCUCCUCCUCCUCGCCCACUGUUCCAACGGCGGCCGCUCAGGCGACUGUCCCACGCACAAUAACCGACAAUACAACCACCUCCCCCGACUCCAUGGAUGAGGAUCAGGACUGCAACUGCCCUCCCUGCGACCGUACCUUCACCUCACACAUCGGCCUGGUAGGUCACUUGCGAAUCCAUCGCACAGAGCCUGACGAACCAGUGCGUGAAGCACCAACCUACACCCACCGCACUCGCCUCCACUGCCCACACUGCCCUCGCACCUUCAAGCUUCGCAUGGGACUUUUCGGCCACAUGCGCAUCCACGAGAGCGGCCUUGACCGCACUCCCGACAAACCCACUACAUCCAACACAUCCACCGUGCACACCCCCAAUCUCGUUCCAUCCGUCCGCGACACCACCACCACCACCACCACCGCCUCCUCUGUAGCUGACACUGACACCGGCGACUUCUAA